Myripristis murdjan (pinecone soldierfish) is the source of this 990-nucleotide messenger RNA. Its product is annotated as neurexophilin-4-like. Bases 1 to 990 code for a protein of 329 amino acids. The transcript is spliced from 2 exons. Gene Ontology annotation, molecular function: signaling receptor binding. Lineage: Eukaryota; Metazoa; Chordata; Actinopteri; Holocentriformes; Holocentridae. The record is from RefSeq and is a predicted model, not a curated record.
AUGGAGCAUCGCUGCCUCUGCUGCUGCAAGAUGAGGGCGCUGUGUUUGAACUUUGCCAUCACCUGUCUGUGGCUUCUGCCGACAACGGACCAAGAAACAUCAAAGCCCUUGGAUUAUGACAACAUCCAGCCUUUUGACCCGAUUCUUCACCCUCCUUUCUAUGAACUGGAGAUGGAAGGAGAAAGAGGAGAGGCCACGGGAGCUGCGCUGAAGGUCAAACAUCUCUCCAAAGACUUACAGAUCAUCUCCACCAAACCCAAAUCUACCGCUUACGGUGCUCUUGGCCCGUACCGUCGACCCCAGAACUUCUCCCAAGCCCUGGAUCAAUAUCUGUACCGCCCCCCGCCCAAAUCCAAACCUCCUGCGAAGACGUCCUCGAAGGGCAAGAAGAUCCUCGGCUGGGGUGAUUUCUACUUCAACGUGAAAACGGUGAAGUUCAGCCUCCUGGUGACGGGGAAGAUCGUCGACCACAUCAACGGGACAUUCAGCGUCUAUUUCCGGCACAACUCGUCCCGCCUGGGCAACAUAUCCGUCAGCAUCGUGCCGCCCUCCAAGGCUGUAGGGUGGGACGUUCUGGCACAGAACGGCCAUGCCCACACCCACACAGACGGCUCUGUUCCACUCCCGACUCCGGUUCCACUUCCGGUUCCAGAGUUCCAGUUCCAGAGCCCGCCCCAGUCCACCAGCUCGGCCUCCAUCGACCAGCAGAAGCAGCUUCAGCAGCAGGAGAUGGUGAUGGUCAGCGAACUCAACUGUCGGAUCGAGUACCAGAGAACCAACCGGUCCAAGAAGACCAAACCCUGCAUGUACGACCCGGGACAGACCUGCUACUCUGAAAACACCCAGUCCCAGGCAGCCUGGAUCUGCGCCAAACCCUUUAAAGUUAUAUGCAUCUUCAUCGCAUUCACCGGCACUGAUUACAGGCUGGUGCAGAAAGUCUGUCCAGACCAUAACUUUCAAACAGACCAACAUCAGCAGCACUUUGGAUGA